Molecule: messenger RNA, 447 nt
Organism: Drosophila teissieri
Lineage: Eukaryota; Metazoa; Arthropoda; Insecta; Diptera; Drosophilidae
Exons: 2
Coding region: 1-447 (148 amino acids)
Source: RefSeq, a predicted model, not a curated record
AUGGCUCCCCGAGAGAAAGUUGAAUUCGUACUAGUUCGCCUGGCCUUUGUUCCUUACAUAAAUCCUAUGUACCCGCGCAUCAGCUACCAGAUCAGGAAACAUCCUCCCACUGGAUCGAUCAUCCAGGUGCGCGAUUGGUUCGAUCACGUGAUGAUGAGGGAGCGCUCCAAGCUGCCCCCAGAUGUCAACAUACGCUACGCGGAGUGGCGCAUUAUCACCGGCGACAUGGAGCUGUUCCAGGUGCAGGGCUUCCGCUUCGACAAGAUCAUGCUGGUGCUGGGCGAGGAAAACAUCUCGUGGGUGUUCUAUCAGAACACGCCGCUGUACCGCCGCAUCGAGGGCAGCGCCUGCUUCCCCGUAAGCUACUGCGGAUGCUGCCUAAACAACCAGUACCUGGACAUUAUGGCCAAAAUCAAGCAGACUGUGUCGAGGAAGAAGAUACGAUGA